Molecule: messenger RNA, 405 nt
Organism: Staurois parvus
Lineage: Eukaryota; Metazoa; Chordata; Amphibia; Anura; Ranidae
Source: the annotation of a GenBank genome assembly
GCAGAGGGGGGUGGAGGACACUGAAUGGAGGCCAAUGGAGGGAUUGGCAGAGGGGGGUGGAGGACACUGAAUGGAGGCCAGUGGAGGGAUUGGCAGAGAGGGGUGGAGGACACUGAAUGGAGGCCAGUGGAGGGAUUGGCAGAGGGGGGUGGAGGACACUGAAUGGAGGCCAAUGGAGGGAUUGGCAGAGGGGGGGUGGAGGACACUGAAUGGAGGCCAGUGGAGGGAUUGGCAGAGAGGGGUGGAGGACACUGAAUGGAGGCCAGUGGAGGGAUUGGCAGAGGGGGGUGGAGGACACUGAAUGGAGGCCAGUGGAGGGAUUGACAGAGAGGGGUGGAGGACACUGAACGGUCGUCAAUGAGGAGGGAGUUGCAGUAGUUGAGGUGAGAGAUAACCAGGGAGUGA